Molecule: messenger RNA, 1405 nt
Organism: Lecanosticta acicola
Lineage: Eukaryota; Fungi; Ascomycota; Dothideomycetes; Mycosphaerellales; Mycosphaerellaceae
Source: the annotation of a GenBank genome assembly
AUGGCCUCCAAACACGCCAGCAGAGCUCUGCGCUCCUCCUUGAGGCAACUGAAGGCCCCCCAGGUCCAGCAGCGCACCUUCGUUUCCGCGCUCAACGCAAGCAGACCCAGCCUCCAACCCGCCGUCAAGGCCGCUUCUGCUGCUUUCGUUCAGCAGCGAGGUGUCAAGACUGUCGACUUUGCCGGCGACAAGGAGUUGGUAUACGGUAUGGCUCGCAGAUCGGAACGCGCGAGGUCCAAUGGCUGACAGAACAACACAGAGCGCGAUGACUGGCCUCGUGACAAGCUCCUCGUAUGUCGCUCGCUGCCAUCACGCAACGACCCAUCGCGAGACUCAAGACGUCUUGUGUUGUUCUUCACCUGCUAAUAUUGCGCAGGAUUACUUCAAGAACGACACGCUCGCCUUGAUCGGCUACGGAUCGCAAGGACACGGCCAGGGCCUGAACCUCCGCGACAACGGUCUCAAUGUCAUUGUUGGUGUGCGAAAGAACGGUGCCAGCUGGAAAGAGGCUGUACAAGAUGGCUGGGUCCCCGGCAAGAACCUCUUCGACGUCGAUGAGGCCAUCCAAAAGGGAACAAUUGUCAUGAACCUGCUCAGUGACGCUGCACAGAGUGAGACAUGGCCACACAUCAAGCCAAUGCUUACCAAGGGCAAGGUAUGAGUCAGAAUCUAUGAAUUGAUGAAAGUACUCGACUGACUCUCCCUGGUUAAGACCCUCUACUUCUCGCACGGCUUCUCUCCCAUCUUCAAGGAGCAGACCAAGGUCGAUGUGCCGAAGGACAUUGACGUGAUCCUCGUUGCACCCAAGGGCUCCGGCCGUACCGUCCGCACUCUCUUCCGUGAGGGCCGUGGUAUCAACAGCAGUGUGGCCAUCUUCCAGGACGUGACCGGCAAGGCAGAAGAGAAGGCUUUCGCUCUUGGCGUUGCUAUCGGCUCUGGAUACAUGUACAAGACGACCUUCGAGAAGGAGGUCUACAGUGACCUGUACGGCGAGCGUGGUUGCUUGAUGGGCGGUAUCCACGGCAUGUUCCUCGCUCAGUACGAGGUUCUGCGCGAGAAGGGCCACUCGCCUUCUGAGGCAUUCAACGAGACCGUUGAGGAGGCCACUCAGUCGCUGUACCCACUGAUCGGGCAGAACGGCAUGGACUACAUGUACGCUGCCUGCUCCACCACCGCCCGUCGCGGUGCCAUUGACUGGAGCAAGCGCUUCAAGGACAACCUCAAGCCACUCUUCGAGGAGCUGUACGAGAGCGUGCGAUCCGGCAAGGAGACUCAGCGCACCAUGGAAUACGCCGGCCGCCCAGACUACCGCGAGGCAUUUGAGAAGGAGAUGGAAGAGAUCCGCAACCUCGAGAUCUGGAGAGCCGGCAAGGCUGUGCGCAGCCUGCGCCCCGAGAACGCGUAA